Messenger RNA from Ictalurus punctatus (channel catfish), 3465 nucleotides. RefSeq names its product sialoadhesin. Bases 711 to 2819 code for a protein of 702 amino acids. Lineage: Eukaryota; Metazoa; Chordata; Actinopteri; Siluriformes; Ictaluridae. The record is from RefSeq and is a predicted model, not a curated record. The transcript is spliced from 13 exons.
ACUAAAACAUUUUCACCGGUUACUGGUGAGUUACGGAAUAGGUUUGUGCACUUUUUAUCACCACCUCUAGAUGGUGGAAUUAGCUAGUUGUGCUGAACUUCUUAUUAAAACUGUUUAUUUAGAAUUGUCCUCUUAUCAAUACCUCCUGCUUUUGGGUGCCUUCAGUGGUCGUGCUGAUGUUUCACAGGAUAUGGGUAAUAAUGAUUGUUUUGAGAUUGUUUACCUAACGCUGAUUUGUAAAGCACUUGCUGAACAUGUAGUGCACUAACUUAGAACCCCAGAUGUAGGAAGAUAAUUAUUAACCAUAUUUAUUUCCAUAUUGCCAUCAUUCCCAGUCUCUCUCUCUCUGUCUCUCUCUAUUCUGCAAUUUCUGCCUUAUUCCUUAUUAAGAAUAAUGGUCAUUUACAGUUUAAAAAAAAAAGGUAUUUAUGGGUAAUCAGUCAGUUUUAAUUGUAGUAAUAGACAUAGACAUUUAAAUAAAUAAAUAAUAUAUAAUUUUGUAGCAUUCAAAUUUUUCGAUCUGAUCCUGUGUAUUUCUAAUCAGGAGCUGGAGCACAAAGUCAUCACUCUGAUAAAGAAUGAGCUGAACAGUUUUAGGAGCUCCUAAGUCCAGAUACCCAGCAUGCACUGAAAGGGAGGUGGAGGAUGAGGAGGAUCUGCACAGUGUCCGAGAGGGAGCGCUGAAGUUCACACUGCACAUCCUGUAGAACAUGAACCACACGGAUCUCGCGAACACACUGUGCAACGAGUCUCUGGUCUCUGUGUAUCAGCCAAAGUUCCAAUCCAACCUGAGAGAGACGGUUUUAAGAAUUAACGAAGGAAACUCACACGGAUGCUCAGUACGUCUGAAUGAGAUCUACACAAAGCUCUACAUCACAGAGGGUCGGAGCGGAGACGUCAGUUAUGAACACGAGGAUAUUUUUGGUCUAAACUAUUCACGUGGUGGAUCUUCAAGUGUCGGCUGUCUGAAGGCGGAUGUCACCGUGUUGUACAGAAUGUGGAGAGAUAUUACAGUAGCAGCGAUCCUCAUGUUACUGACAGGCAUUCAGGCUCAGCACAGUGUAGCUCUCUAUUCUCAGAGUCUCUGUGUUGUUACUGGAUCUACAGUAAAAAUCCCCUGUAAAUUUACACCUGGUCACUCCAGUGUCAGACAGAGAGAGUGGUAUCGAGUCCAGAGCUCUGAAGGAGAACCACGAGACCUGAGGAAAGAUCCACAAUACUCAGGACGAGUGUCUGUAAGCACAGUGGCGUCUUCCUGUGAGCUGACAGUGAGGAAUGUGAGAGUGAGUGACUCUGGAGUUUAUAACUUCAGAUUUAAAACACAGAGCAGUGACUGGAUAGCAGCCUCAUCUGGAGUUCAUCUAACUGUUACAGAUCUGAAGGUUACAGUAUCAGACAUGUACAGCUGGAUCAAGAAGCUGAGCUCCAUCACCACCUGCACUCUGUCUAACAACCCCACUUACAUCUGGUACAAGAACGGACAGCGUGUUACUGACCAGGACAGAAAUUAUCUGUAUGUCAGUAGUGAGGAUGCAGGCAGCUACUCCUGUGCUGUAAGAGGACAUGAGGAGCUUCGCUCUCCUGCUGUCUGUGUUUUUGAUGAGAAGAGCUGCUGGAGUGUGACGUACUCCACCCAGACUAUCUGCUCUCUGAUUGGCUCGUCAGUGGACAUACACAGUAAUUUCACCUUCCCUAAUCGUUACAAGGUCACAGAAGUGUUCUGGUUCAUUAAAGAGCAGGCUGGUGCUGAAUCUGGGGAUGUGAGAGAUGAUGAGGAGUAUCAGGGCCGAGUGCAGUACACACAGAUCUCCCAGAAUAACUGUAGACUGAGAAUCACUAACCUGAGAGAGAGAGACGCUCAAACAUACAGAUUCAGAUUCUACACUAAUGAUCCUACAGGCAAAUACACUGGUGAUCCUGGAGUCUCUCUGUCUGUCACAGAUCUGAAGGUUACAGUAUCAGACUGGAGUGAGCAGUACAUGAAUCUGAGCUGCAUCACCACCUGCACUCUGUCUAACAUCCCCACUUACAUCUGGUACAAGAACGGACAGCGUGUGUCUGGGUGUAAAUCUGCCUCCUGCUCUGUAGCUGCAGUCGGUGGUGCGGUCAGUUACAGCUGUGCUGUUGAAGGCCAUGACAGUCUCCUCUCUCCUCCAGUGUAUUCCCCUAAAAACACCAGCGCAGUGGUUCUUUCCUCUGGAGACACAGUGGAGGGGGAUUCAGUGACUCUGAGCUGCAGCAGUGAUGCAAACCCUCCUGUUCUCACCUACUCCUGGUUUAAACAGAGAGCAGCUGCAGACACACUGCUGACAACAGGCCAGAAUUACAGCAUCAGCACCAUCAGCUCCCAGCACAGCGGACUGUACUACUGCACUGCUCACAACCAGCUGGGACAGCACACCUCUAGACCAACACACCUGGAUGUGAAGGGUAAAUGUACACAGACACACCUGGAUGUGUUGGGUGACUCUACACAGACACACCUGGAUGUGAUAGGUGAUGAGGAGAGCUCAGCGAAGGUGUGGAAGCUGCAUGCUGUAUGGGGAGCUGCUGCACUCGUUCCUGCUCUGCUUCUCUCUCUUCUUACUGCCGUUCUGUGCAUUAAGAGGAAGAGAGGAGCAGAGAGAGACACAGACAUUCAGAGUGUUCCAAAGCCUGGAGAUGACACAUACACAGCACUGAACCCCAUGAAUACGUCCCCGGAUUAUGACACUCUGCAAAAUGUUAAAAGCUCUGCCAGUGACACUUACACAACCCUGAACCCUGCGACCGUGUCCUCUGAUUAUGACACGCUGACAGGUGGCUAUUCGACUCAGUGAGGAGAAGUACUCCAGAACUGCAGAAUGAGAACUAACGGUUGACUUUGGUUAGUAACGGCUCAGGAAGGAUACUCAGGGUGAGAGUUUUAGGAUUAGAGUUGAGGAUUAGAGUUAAACAGCAUCAAGACGUCACAACAAACUCAUUUCUGUCUUAAUUAAGUGUCAUUCGUUUAUGUUAUUCAAGCAGCUCCUUUAGUUUCUCAGUUGUCUUUUCGCACAUUUAAUGUAUUACACACACACAUACACAUAUAGUGUGUGUAGCAUCCUGGGAUCAUCCUUCACGUUUUCUACUAUAUCUAUCUCUCCAGCUUUUUCUCAUCAUCGCCUCUUCACUCGCUUGAUCUCUGUUCACGCUGACAUCAGUGGGGAAAUAAUCACUGAUUCAAUCCAUCAGCUCUGAUCUGUUGGUUAAAUUUCUUGUUACUGUCUUACAACUUUGUUCGCUCUUAUCUGAUCCUAUUUGUUAUUUUCAUGUGUUGUAAAACUACAGUGAAAAGCUGGUUAAUGAUGAUGAUAACUGAUAAUGAAUGAUAAUAUCAAUGAUAAUAUCAUCGUUUCCAUCAACGUGAAUUCUGCUAUGUCGGAUCUGUUACUGUACAAUGCUUGAAAUGUUUCUACGUACAAGAAUAAAAUUGAGCUUAUGAGA